AAAAAAUUCCCUCAUACAGAAUGACCGUGGCGAGUUUACCAGAUGCUCUCACGUGACUCCUAUUCUAUACCAACAUCUCUUUCCUGUGAAUUUUACCACGGCCCUUCUCUUGUUUCCUGGCUGGCGCUUGUCAUGCUGGCGCGAGCCGUUUUCUUCCUCCUUGUCCUCCUGCACACGCUGGUGCAGGUUCAAGGCCAGUACGAGUCGUGCAAGUCACUCCUCGCCACGGAUGAGGGCUCAGUGUGGGAGCAGCAUGCAUGCCAACCCAAGCCCCAGUCAAUGAAGGAGUUCAUGCGCAUACAUGUGGAACCACCGGGCAUCACGUGCGGCAACCCACCCGAGAGAUUCUGUACGCUGGAGAACCCAUACCUGUGCAGCGAUGAGUGUGACGCGUCUAACCCAGACCUGGCGCACCCACCCCAGUUAAUGCAGGACCGUGAGCGUGGUGGCCUUGUCACGUAUUGGCAGACUCAGACGUGGCGUCGCUACCCUGAGCCGUUGCUGGCUAACAUCACACUGUCAUGGAACAAGAGCCUGGAGCUGACUGGUGAUAUUGAGAUAAGCUUCGUGUACGGUCGACCUACGGCCAUGGCGCUGGAGAAGUCGCUGGACUACGGGCACACGUGGCAGCCGUACCAGUUCUACGCUGAUGACUGCCUGGAGGUGUUCGGAAUGCCGUCACAGCGGGCACGUGACCUCACGGCAUCCAACGCGACGCGCGUCAUCUGCACCGAACUCUAUUCCCGUUGGGUGGGUGCCAAAGGUGAUAAGGUGGUGCGCUUUGAGGCACGGACCCGCUUCACCAUCUUUGCUGGGCACCGGCUGCACGACAUGGACAGUCUACGGGCUCGUUUUGAGAGCAACAAGGGCCUGCGCGACUUCUUUACCUUCACCGACCUGCGUCUGCGUCUGCUCAAGCCAGCGCUCGGAGGAACCUACGUGCAGAGGGACAACCUGCUGAAGUACUUCUACGCUAUUUCCAACAUAGAGGUGCCCUCCAGGUGUAAGUGUAACCUGCACGCAUCACAGUGCACGCUGCUGGACGGGAAUCUGCAGUGUGUGUGCGAGCACAACACCACAGGCCAGGACUGCCAGCGCUGCAAAAAAGGCUUCAAAGCCAAAAUCUGGAAAGCAGGAUCAUACCUGCCAACGCCUACUGGCACACCUAACACCUGUGCUCAGGCUGGAACUUCCUCUGGGUCCAACUGUGAGUGUCACGGCCACUCCAACCGCUGCAGUUACAUCGACUACCUGAACAUCGUCACGUGUGUGAGCUGUAAGCACAACACGCGUGGCCAAAACUGCCAGCACUGCCGCAUGGGCUACUACAGGAAUUCCUCCGUUGAGCUGGAUGACGAGAGCGUGUGUGUGGAGUGCGUCUGUAACCAGUUGGGUUCGCUACAUGACCGCUGUAAUGGCACUGGAUUCUGCCAGUGUAAAGAAGGCACGAUGGGAACCAAGUGUGAUGAAUGUUUGCCCGGUUACUACUGGAAGCAGGGCUGCCAACCAAACGUGUGUGACGAGGAGCUGCUGAUGUGCCAGAACGGCGGCACAUGCCACCAGAACCAGCGCUGCAUCUGCCCACAUGAAUUUAAAGGUGUCCUAUGCCAGCACUCACGCUGCGAAGACGGGAAGAAGUGCGACCACAGGGACCACAAUGGCGCCUCUGUGCCCGCUCUGAGCCUGGCACUGCUGGUGCUGUGCCCGCUCCUCACCCUCCUGCUGGGUUCUGCAGUGCUGCGUCCUGAAACAGUGCCCGUCUUUCUCCCACCGUCACACACAUCGACACACACCUGUGAUGGCGCACUGGCCAUUACUCUGCUGUGCACCCUCAAGGAACCUAGGACUUCCUGGACAUAGAAAUAGGAAAGAUAAAUGACUCUAGAUGAGAGAUUUGUAAUAUAUAUAUAUAUAUUUUUUUUCCUUCUCCUUUU
Molecule: messenger RNA, 1934 nt
Organism: Ictalurus furcatus (blue catfish)
Lineage: Eukaryota; Metazoa; Chordata; Actinopteri; Siluriformes; Ictaluridae
Gene: ntng2b
Product: netrin g2b
Exons: 7
Coding region: 43-1860 (605 amino acids)
Source: RefSeq, a predicted model, not a curated record